Messenger RNA from Epinephelus lanceolatus (giant grouper), 4386 nucleotides. RefSeq names its product cadherin-20-like. NCBI's taxonomy places the organism in Eukaryota, Metazoa, Chordata, Actinopteri, Perciformes, Serranidae. Gene Ontology annotation, molecular function: cadherin binding; calcium ion binding; beta-catenin binding. The record is from RefSeq and is a predicted model, not a curated record. Gene Ontology annotation, cellular component: plasma membrane; adherens junction; catenin complex. Gene Ontology annotation, biological process: multicellular organism development; cell-cell junction assembly; cell migration.
GUCCACAACGCUCUGAGCAGGUAGAGCGAGCGCGGGCAACAGAGGUAGAGAGAGAAAGAGGGAGAAGAGGGAGGGAGGGAGGAAGUCUUGUCUUUUCACCUGAAGAUUACUUUGUCUCACACUUCUUUCACCCCGAGCGCUGGAAGGAGCAGCGAGGAAGGGAGCAGAGUUGAUCAGGAGGUGCCAGAUCUUGCUCUCUGGUCUUUUUUUUAAUUUAUUUUUUUCCUCUCUUCUGCACCGGGGUCAGCUGGACCUCUUCUCUGCAAAACCCCGGUGAUCAGCAUCCACUGGAAAGACUGAGAAAUACAAACCGGUGCAUCAGGGAGAGAAGACGAAAGAAAAAAGUGAGGAAACUGCAGGAAAAGGCUGCACAGGAAGAGAAGUUUGAAAAUCUUUUGAAGAUGUGCUGAGAAGGGAUUGAGACCCAAUAUUCUCUCACCCCACCUCACAUGAGACAUGACAGGUGGCAGGAGAUUGAAGAUUCAGCUCCUCUGCACCAAAGACGCCAACAGUAGCCAGAGAGAGCCAGGGAACAACUGCAGAAAUUGGAAAAGUUUUUUCAAAUACUACCCUGCUCUUCACAAUGGGAGACCGAUUGCAUCUUCCAGCAGUUGCCAGCAGCGUGCUCCCUGUGGCUCUCUGCAUUUUGACCCUUCUGCCCCACAGCCUUCUGGGUAAGCCCACAGAGGAAGAAAACACAGGCAGCUCAGCAUUGCUCCAGAGGGUAAAGAGAGGCUGGGUGUGGAACCAGUUCUUUGUCCUGGAGGAGUACACCGGACUGGAGCCACUUUAUAUCGGGAAGCUCCACUCAGACAUGGAUAAAGGUGAUGGCUCCAUUAAGUACAUCCUGACAGGCGAGGGCGCAGGCACCACAUUCACCAUCGAUGACAGCACAGGCGACAUCCAUGCCAUUCAGAGGCUGGACCGCGAGGUGAAGGCCCAGUACGCCCUCCGCGCCCAGGCCCGCAACCGCCUGACGGACAGGCCUCUGGAGCCCGAGUCUGAGUUCAUCGUAAAGAUCCAGGACAUCAAUGACAACGAGCCGAGGUUUCUGGAUGGGCCCUAUCAGGCGACUGUACCUGAAAUGUCCAAAAUAGGAACAUCUGUGAUUCAGCUGACCGCUACAGACGCCGAUGACCCCACGUAUGGCAACAGUGCCCGUGUGGUCUACAGCAUCCUGGAGGGCCAGCCUUACUUCUCAGUGGAUGCCAAGACUGGCAUGGUCCGCGUGUCCCUGGCAGACAUGGACCGGGAGACCAGAGAAAACUACACCGUGGUCAUCCAGGCCAAAGACAUGGGCGGCCAGCUGGGGGGGCUCGCCGGUACCACUACAGUCAACAUCACGCUCAGCGACGUCAAUGACAACCCGCCCAUGUUUGACCAGAGGUUGUAUCAGAUGAGCAUCCCAGAGUCGGCUCCUGUGGGCUCAGUGGUGGGGCGUAUCUGGGCAAAGGACAGGGACAUCGGGGUCAACGCUGAGAUGAGGUACAGCAUCAUUGAUGGAGAUGGGAGGGACACCUUUGACAUCAGCACCGACCCCACCAACUUCUUCGGCAUCAUCACAGUGAAAAAGCCACUGAACUUUGAGAGCAAGCCCAGUUAUACUCUGAAGGUGGAGGGUGCCAACACACACCUGGACCCUGCCUUCCGCCACCGCGGGCCCUUCAAGGACGUCACCAUCGUGCACGUGAGCGUGGAGGACGUGGACGAGCCCCCGCAGUUUGACUCGCCGGCGUACUACAUCGAGCUGUCAGAGGACGCCGAGAUCGGGACGGUGGUGAAGACGGUGUCAGCGAGGGACCCUGAUGCUGCCAACAACACUGUGAGGUAUUCCAUUGAGAAGUCUAGUGACCCAGAGAAGUUCUUCUACAUCGAAAUCACUUCCGGGUCGCUGAUGACGGUGCGGUCACUGGACCGAGAGGAGAUCGGCUGGCACAACAUCACCAUCCUCGCCAUGGAGAUGAAUAACCCCACACAGAUCUCCAGCGUGUCAGUGGCUGUGAGGGUCCUGGAUGUGAAUGAUAAUCCUCCCUCGCUGACGCACUACUUGGAGGCUUAUGUGUGUGAAAACGCCAAAGCAGGGCAGCUGAUCCAGACAGUGACGGCGGUGGAUCCAGAUGAGCCGCUGGGUGGACAACACUUCUACUACAGCUUGGCUCCAGAGGCCAUCAACAAUCCCAACUUCACCCUGAGAGACAACCAAGACAACACAGCGUGGAUCCUGACACGACGAGGAGGCUGGUCGCAGCAGGAUCAGACCAUCUUCUACUUGCCCAUCUUCAUCUCUGACGGCGAGCAGCCGGUCCAGACCAGCACCAGCACUUUGACCAUUCGCGUGUGCAGCUGCGACCACGAGGGCAACGUCAUGUCGUGCAAUGCCGAGGCGUACAGCCUGCCCGCGAGCCUCAGUAGAGGGGCACUCAUCGCCAUCUUGGCCUGCAUCUUUGUCCUGCUGGUGAUGAUUCUGCUCAUGCUCUCCCUGCGCACCCAUCGUAAGAAACCCUACCUGUGCGACGAGGAGGAGAAUGUCCACGAGAACAUCGUGCGCUAUGAUGACGAAGGCGGCGGUGAAGAGGACACCGAGGCUUUUGACAUCGCCGCCAUGUGGAACCCUCGUGAAGCACACCACCACCUAGGCAAGAUGAGACAGGACAUGCUGCCUGAGAUCGAGAGCCUGUCGCGUUACGUCCCUCAGGCGUGCGUCAUGGGCGGCGGCGGGGACAGUAACGUUCACGGAUAUGUGCUGGCAAAGCUCCUGGAGGCUGACAUGGACCCGUGCGCCCCACCAUACGACUCCCUGCAGACCUACGCUUACGAGGGAGAAGGCUCGGUUGCCGAGUCGCUCAGCUCGCUCCAGUCGGGGACAUCCAAUACAGACCACGAGUACGACUAUCUCAACGACUGGGGGCCUCGCUUUAAAAAACUGGCAGAGAUGUAUGGCGUGCUGGAGACAAACACUCCUCCAAUGUGGUAGAACAGGAGAACCUUUGUCUUUUUAAUCUGACAAAAAUUACAUCAACAAAAAGAGACCAAAAUAUCAGAGAAGUGACACAAACAGACAAAUCGUGUGCACAAUAAAGCCAGGAUGUGCUCACGUCUGCAUCCAUGACUGUUAGCACUUGAAUUCCUGCCGAAGCCUCGAUUCUCCACAGCCUUGAAGGCCUGAGAUGCCCGCAGCAGCAGCAGCAGCAGCAGCAGCAGCAGUGUGAGCUGGUUUUAAAUCUGCCCCCAGAGACUGAGGCUGGAUUGGCAGCCAUGCUAGGCCCGCAAAGGAACGGCUUCAAAGCACAUGUUAACUCCCCUGCCUGACCCAGCCACAGGCAGAGCCCCUUUGGUUCAAAGUGUUGCGCGAUUUAUGCCAGAGAUGAAAACGAGACUCACAGCAGCACAGGAGACAAACUCUGAAAUGCUGAUCCACUGUUCUGUGCUUUUAAAGACGACCCGAGCCACAACACUGAGGGGGAAAAUGAAAGAGAAAAGUCAUUCCUGUAUUCAGAGAUGUGUUCUUCUUUUGUUUCAUCUGUGGGCAGGUCUUAAUUUAUUUCUUCGUUUCAUGUGCUGUAUUUAUAUUUUUUGCUAACUUAUUUGGGUACUUCAAACCAACACUGUACUUAAACUGCCGCUAUAUGAGGACGUCUUUAAAAGAUCACGUAUAUGUUGUAACAUACAUGAUGUAAAAGCUCUUGUUUUCAGUCUGUGUGAUGACAAGUUCUCUCCAAAUGUCACAUGACAUGCGCAGGAGAUGGCGAAGCUGUAAUCCCAUGUGGGUUUUCCAGGUUGAUAUGUUUAUUGUAUUCUUGUUUUUGUAUAAUUUUUAAGCUUUGUAUUGUAACUAUUUUUUUUCCAAAAAACAUAAAGCAGUUCAUUCAUGAGGAUAUGAGGGAAGCCAAUGUUUGGAUUUAUCCCAGCAGGCGGUCAAAUGUUAAAUAAUAUGUGAAUGUCCUGCGCAUCAUCCCCGAACCUGGACGAGCACACGACCGAGUCGCCUUUCAUUUUGGGAUACACCACCGUGCCCAGCCAGAGUCGGAUGAUUUGUCCUGUUUGAGAUGAUGUGUUGCUUCUGUCACCACACAAGCGUGGCUGAAUCCUCCAUUCCUGUGGACUUCAGAGACAUUGAUAAUCUGCAUCAAGUGCCAAAUGUAAAAUAAAGGACAAAAAAGACGUUUUGGAUGAAAAAAAAUAGAAGAAAUCAGCAAAACAGAAACACCAAAAGAUUUAAAAAAAGGAUUUUACAAACUGGAAGGAAUUGAAGGUACAUUUUGAUAAUUUGAUUGGGUAAAGUUUACUUGAAAUCUAUGUGGUCAGUCAUGCUGCAGUAAGUGGUGUGUGAAUGUAGAUAUUUUUUGUAUUCUUGGUAUAAUAAAAAGGUAAAAACAAUGUUGCUUC